GCCGAGGGGCGCAGGGCCCCGGCGGUCGGGGGCCUCGGAGCCGCCCAGGUCGGAAUGGAGCCCCCGGGGGAGGAACCCCGUCUGGCGAGGAGACGCCUGUCGCGGGCCCGGCACCGGGCGACGCUGACCGGCCUCUUCGAUAGCCUUAGGAGGACGCUGUACGGGCAGCCCAACGACACGGCCACCAAGUUGCAAGUUCUGCGGAAGGCGAAGCACCGGAUCCAGGAGCUGGAACAUACUCUGGAAAACCUGCUGAAGCUGAAAGAUUCCCUCCACCUGGAGGGUGGGAACGUGUCCAGCCUGGAGGAGGUCAAGAAGGAUUUCGUCAGGAUGUACUCCGGUCCACGCUACAGGGCGACUCCGGACCCGAGGGGAGACCGCGACCCGGCCCCGCGGCACCCAUCCGGGCUUAGACGGACAACUCGCCGGAGAGGACGAGGCCAAGCCGGAGGGCGGGGGGUUUCCCGACUCUUCCGCCUCUCAGCUGGUGGAAUUCGAGCGGUACCUUUAUUUCUGCAAGCGGACGGCGGACCUCCUGGUGGAGCGAGGCGUGGUCUCCCCGGAGGAGGUGAACCUCUCGGUGGUCUCCUCGCCAUCUCCCACCUGUGGCAGGAGCUCCCCGAGGAGAAGCGCCGUGACGUCCUGCAGGGGUACGGCCGGAGCCAGGGCCCGAGCCAGAGCGGCCUCGCCACCGCACGGGGACGCCCUCCCAAGAGCCGGGCCUCGCCGGGGCGGCGCGGUGGACAGCGGGGGUCCGGCGGCUCUCCGGACUCCACCCGGGAGAGGUGGUCGGGUCCGGGAGCGGGGUCCGCGGCGGGGAGAGAGGACGAGGGAACGUAUCUUCCGGUCAGGCUGUAG
This is a messenger RNA of Ornithorhynchus anatinus (platypus), 858 nucleotides long. RefSeq names its product stimulated by retinoic acid 8 (gene STRA8). The record is from RefSeq and is a predicted model, not a curated record. Gene Ontology annotation, biological process: cellular response to retinoic acid; meiotic cell cycle. The transcript is spliced from 7 exons. Gene Ontology annotation, molecular function: protein dimerization activity. NCBI's taxonomy places the organism in Eukaryota, Metazoa, Chordata, Mammalia, Monotremata, Ornithorhynchidae. The coding region runs from base 55 to 858 and encodes 267 amino acids.